AUGAUCAAGCAGUGGUUGACCACCUGGUUCCAUUUCUUGCGCAGCUAUUCUCAGUUCCACCUCCCCCUCAUCAUUUUCACAGUCUCAGCGUCUGGUACCCUACUUGCCCGGCAAUUACGCAAAGCAUCCUCCACCCCGGGCCGCCAACGUGCCGCCCAAACACCCGCCAAAUCUGUGCGCGGUGUCUUCCUGACUGCCCUCGAAGGUCUGCUCCUGGCAACGGCCUUAUCGCUCAACCGGGAUGGCCUCGCUGCAAGUGCAUCUGCUAGUUCCUGGGUCGGCAUUACUUUCUGGUCAUACCUAAGUGGAUUGUAUGUUCUGGCUUUGCUUCCGCCCUCCGGCCUCGAGCACGCCGGACGGGCUGUUCGCUAUCACUCGGCUGCACUCUACGCCAUUUCCUUGCUCGUGGCCGCCGCAACCUCUGGUGCUAGCUCGACCGCAACCAAAGUAUCAGCUGCUCUGCUCGUCACGGCCUUGAUCUCGCCGCGCGCGGUCCAGGGGGAUGUCCACCUUGAACUGAACGCGACGCGCGAGUCCCAGUCCAGCGUUAUUGGCCUUUGGGCGUUUGCCUGGCUAGACGGCAUGCUCUUGAAGGCCUGGCGCACUGGGAAUCUGCAGCCUCAGGACGUUCCGGAACCGCCGGCUCUGCUUAGCGCUGCCGACGAGCGUGUAGUUCAGACGAAGCCGGGGAGUGCAUCUCUUGUUCAGACCCUUCUACGACAUUUCGGGCCGCAGCUGGCAGUUCAGGGGGUCGUGGCGAUUGCUUGGGCAGUCCUAACAUUCAUGCCAACUUUGCUUUGGAAGUCCAUCCUCCAUUUUAUCGAGGGCUCAACUGAGUCCUCUAUCCAGGAAGCUCAGGGUUACGUGAUGCUCGUAUUUGCCACCAGUGUUUUGGCGUCCGCUGCCGAGGCUCGAACCAUUUGGCUUGGCCAGAAGAUUGGGCUCCGGCUGAAGACAAUCUUAAUUGCCGCCGUCUAUCAGAAAGCACUGAGACGGCCGGCCGCCGUUGGGUCUUCUAACGGCGGGUCCGGAGGGCAAACUGCUGACAUUGGUACCAUCACGAACCUCUUCACCGGCGAUAUCAAUCAGCUUGCUGAUUUGGGGGCCAACAUGCACCAGGUCUGGGCCUCAGUCCCCAUACAAAUUGUCAUGGCCGUCACGUUGCUCUACUGGACUCUGGGGCUGAGCGCAUUUGCAGGAAUUGCGGUGAUGGCGCUGAUGGUGCCUGUGAACUCGCGCAUCGCCCAACGUUUGGGCGCCAUCCAGAUGCAAGCUAUGGCUGCAUCGGACAUCAGAGUCCAGAGCACUACCGAGAUGAUCCGCAGUAUUCGAGUCAUCAAGCUCAUUGCUUGGGACUCUUUUUUCCAGCAGAAGCUUGGAGACCAACGUGCCGCCGAACUCAGGGUGCUUCGUGCCCGCUAUAUGCUCUGGUCGAUCUCUGCAACCAUAUGCAUCAUUGGACGUGUCCAGGGCUCCGUCGUGGCUAUCGGGCGGGUGGAGAGCUUCUUGGGCGAGGAGGAAACAGAGAAAUAUCAAGUCCUUGGUUCACCCACCGGUCGCCAAGUGAAAAUUGGCUUCGAUCACGCGACGUUCUCCUGGCCAGCAAGGAAGAGCGAGGCGACAAAUCUUCCAUCAACGGACGGCAAGAUAACAGAGAGUCCCAAACCAUUCACUCUCAAAGACCUUUCCUUCAAGUUUAAGGUUGGAAAGCUCAAUAUCGUCAUUGGAGCUACCGGUAGCGGCAAGUCUUCGCUGCUCUACGCGCUAUUGGGAGAGAUGCCGCUUCUCUCCGGAAGUGUGAGAAUGCCUGCUGCGGUUUCUCACGAAGCUCUGUCUCAGGAUGAGAAGACAGGCUUGGUUGAGGGUGUAGCCUUCUGUGCUCAAGAGGCUUGGCUAACCAACAACACGGUGCGCAACAACAUCCUCUUCGGCCAACCCCUCGAUGAAGAGCGCUACAAGACUGUCCUACAGGCCUGCGCCCUCGAGGCCGACCUGAAGGUAUUACCUCGCGGCGAUCUCACCUCGGUUGGAGACGGGGGAGUGUCUCUUUCUGGUGGACAGAAGCAACGUGUCUCCCUCGCACGCGCGGUUUAUUCCAAUGCGCGCCAUCUGCUUUUAGAUGACUGCCUGAGCGCUGUUGACGCUCACACUACUUCACGGAUCUUCCAGAGAUGCAUUACAGGACGUUUGAUGCAGGGACGCACCUGCAUUCUGGCAACACACAAUGUUGCACUUACAACGCCUGGCGCCGAUUACAUCGUCCGCAUCGACAAUGGCACCGUGGUUGCCGCGGGUUCUCACCAGGAUUUGGUAGUUCAAGGCCAACUGCCGGAGCUUGCAAAUGGACCGAGCAAUCACGCCACUCAAGAAGAUGUGUCGGGCGACGGUGAAGCGGAUCAGAAUCCCGCGGACGAAACGGAGCGGGAAGAAGGGAAAAAGUCCGACUCACAUGUCGCCGAACCUGCUGGACCGAAUACAAAACACACCAUCAUCAAGUACCUCACUUCCAUGGGCGGAUGGAAAUACUGGAUCUCCCUAGUCGUCUUCUUCGCGGCGCAACAAGUUGGAUCCAUCGCCGUGAACUGGUGGGUUCAGCGACUCUCCAAUGCGACGGUAGAAAUGCAACACCACUCAGCGGAUGAGACAGUCGAGAAGUCGGUCUCUGCGUCUGCAUGGGGCCUAGAGCACUACUUCGCAAUCUACGCCCUUCUUCUUGCUGUCUAUUUUGUGAUAGGCUUCAUGAGAUUGUACAUCUUGUCCGUCGGCUCUUUGACGGCUUCGGAACGCAUCCACGGCAGUCUUCUCAAGUCCGUUUUAAGUGCGAAUCUCAGAUUUUUUGACGACAAAUCGUUUGGCCAGUUGAUCGGCUUGUUCUCUAGAGACAUGAGGACUGUUGAUCAGGAUCUAGCCAUGCUCGCCAUUGCCACCCUGCAUUUCGUGGGGUCACUUACAGCUACCACGAUUCUCAUCGUCGUCAUAACUCCGCAGUUCUUUUUCCCAGCGAUUAUCAUCUCUCUUGUCUACUACUUCAUUGCCAAGGUCUAUAUCUCGUCAUCGAGUGAUCUCAAAGCUCUUGAAUCGACACGUCAAUCUCCGGUUCUCCAGCAUCUUGGCGAGACGCUGUCCGGAAUUGUCACCAUCCGUGCCUACGGGGCAGAGAAGGAUUAUCUGGCUAACAGUUCAGCUCUAGUUCGGAAACUGAACCAACCUUCAUUCUUCCUUGGGGCUACGGAGAGGUGGUUGGUUCUCCGGCUCAGUCUUACAAGUGCCUUCGUUUCCCUGUUUGCUGGCUCUUUUUCCAUCCGAAGUAACGGGGAUGCCGGCACGAUUGGGCUGAGCAUGUCAUAUGCCAUUGCUUUCUCAGACCAGGUACUGUGGUUAAUCCGAUAUUACAUGGUGACUACCCAGAAUAUGACCGCUCUCCAGCGUGUUCGUGGCUGCUUGGACGAAAGUGCCGAGGCGCAAGAGGCGACAUCCCCCACGCAACCAAGCCAAGAAUGGCCUCCGUCAGGCUUGGUGGAAUACCGAGAAGUCUCUGCUCGCUACGCAGCUCACUUAGACCCUGUGCUUAGGGACCUGUCCUUCCAAGUCCAGCCCCUGGAGAGAGUGGGCAUUGUCGGCCGCACAGGGGCGGGAAAAUCCAGCCUGGCACUGACUUUGCUGCGCGGCCUAGAAAUCGACUGCGGGCAGAUUCUAAUCGACGGCUUGGACACCAAGACGGUAGAUUUGCACGCGUUGCGCAGCAGGCUCGCCUACGUGCCGCAAGACCCGACCCUCUUUGCUGGGACGCUGCGUCUCAAUCUCGACCCGUACAACGAGCACACCGACAAGGCGGUCCUCGAUGUCUUGACGCGAGUUGGCUUGCUCGAUUCACGGGAAGCAGGAAAGUUCGCGGGUCUAUCCUUCAUCCUGACCGAGAAGGGCUCCAACAUAUCCCAGGGCCAGCGGCAGCUCGUGUGCAUUGCGCGUGCUGUGUUGAAAGGCUCGAAGGUGGUCGUCCUGGAUGAAGCGACAGCCUCGAUCGACGACGAGUCGGAUCUCAAGAUCCAGGCGUGCAUCCGGAGUAUGGAAGCUACUGUCAUUACGAUUGCGCAUCGUCUCCGCACCGUUAUCGACUACGAUCGCAUCCUGGGCCUGGACGCGGGGCGCGUGGAGGAGUGUGGCCAUUCGUGGCAGUUGCUUCAGCACAAGGACGGCAUCUUCAGGGGCAUGUGUGACGCGGCAGUGGACCGCGAAGAGCUGUUUGCUCUUUCGAAAGCGGCAUGGGAUAUUAAGGAUUACCGUCGCCAAAACGCGAGGGGACUCACCGAGUCAUGGGAGUGA
This is a messenger RNA of Chaetomium globosum CBS 148.51, 4323 nucleotides long. RefSeq lists its product as uncharacterized. The transcript is spliced from 4 exons. Gene Ontology annotation, cellular component: fungal-type vacuole; fungal-type vacuole membrane. Bases 1 to 4323 code for a protein of 1440 amino acids. The record is from RefSeq and is a predicted model, not a curated record. Gene Ontology annotation, biological process: transmembrane transport. Gene Ontology annotation, molecular function: ATP binding; ATP hydrolysis activity; ABC-type peptide transporter activity. Lineage: Eukaryota; Fungi; Ascomycota; Sordariomycetes; Sordariales; Chaetomiaceae.